Messenger RNA from Necator americanus (New World hookworm), 492 nucleotides. RefSeq lists its product as uncharacterized. The transcript is spliced from 2 exons. Bases 1 to 492 code for a protein of 163 amino acids. The record is from RefSeq and is a predicted model, not a curated record. Lineage: Eukaryota; Metazoa; Nematoda; Chromadorea; Rhabditida; Ancylostomatidae.
AUGUCCACUUGCCUCCUCACCAUCUGGGGGAAGGCGGACAUGUCAUUCAAGAGGUUCUCCCGUCCAAAAUAUGCUAUCAUAUAUGCUAUCAUGUCGGUAAGAAAUCGUACGACAUCCUGUCCCGACAGAAUAAGACCAAAACACCUGAAGAACUUUCCGCCAGUACUCAUGAAUACCCUGCUGAGGCUCAUUACGCGUUACCUAUCGGAAUACAAGGUUCCUAAACAGUGGAAGACCAGCAAGACCGUGUUGUUGUAUAAAAAGAGAGAUCACCAUGACAUCGGCAACUAUCGCCCAAUCUGCUUACGACAGCCAUGCGAGCAAGCAGGGUUUCGAAAAGGAUUCAGCACGAUUGACCACAUUCACACUGUUUCGAAACUCAUCGAGGUAUCACGAGAGUACAAGAUGCCGCUCUGUCUCGCCUUUAUCGACUUGAAGGAGGCCUUCGACUCAGCUGAGACGGAAGCGGUCGUGGAAGCCUUGGACAACUAA